Messenger RNA from Cryphonectria parasitica EP155, 1337 nucleotides. Its product is annotated as alpha/beta-hydrolase. Bases 162 to 1235 code for a protein of 357 amino acids. Gene Ontology annotation, molecular function: hydrolase activity. NCBI's taxonomy places the organism in Eukaryota, Fungi, Ascomycota, Sordariomycetes, Diaporthales, Cryphonectriaceae. The record is from RefSeq and is a predicted model, not a curated record. The transcript has 5 exons.
GUCAUCCUGUUGUCAUUCCAGUUGUUAAUCAAAGCUCUUCAAGAUCCCCCACUCCGGGACUGGAGAUAAGUGAUUUUGCAUACUCUUCUCACGCCCGCUGUUGUCUGAACAGGAUAUGGGGUUCUUUUCCAAUAAUUUAUUGCAUUUUUGAUUGAUCCUUCAUGGCUCCUGCAUCAAAACCGAGGCUUUCUGCCUCGGAGACCUUUGGGCUGGUGGUGGCAAUCGCGAAAACUCUCUCAGUAGCAUCUUUUACAUUCAUCACUGCUCUCUUCAGAGGCCGCUCUGGGCAUCGGCUCCUCUUCAGACAUGUAGCGCAUAGAGCUCUGCGGACCAUGAAUGGGCAGGCCACAGCCAGACAAAUUCAGGCCAUUAAUCCUCCGACGGAUGAAGCUUAUGCCUCGUUCGCUAAAUCACAUGGCUUUGAGAAAAAUAUUGUGGAUCUGCCGACCUCUGGUGGGAAGAUAUUGUGGAUGGGCAAUCCCAGCUCUCCAAAAGUCAUGGUCUGCUUCCACGGCGGUGGAUAUGUUUAUCCCGCGGCGGCUCAGUUCGGAUGGUGCUGGGAUCUCCUCAAGAAAGGGGGUAUUGGCCAGGACACCGCCGUUGCGAUCCUGUCCAUGAGCCUUGCGCCGGCUGCUCAGUAUCCUACACAACUGCGCCAGGCAGUCGAGAUGCUUGAGCAUCUCACCAGGAAUGCUGGAAAGAGACCAGAAGAUAUCAUUAUUGAAGGCGAUUCUGGUGGGGCGCAGCUCGGCCUUGCUUUGGUGUCACACCUGUUGCACCCACACCCUCUUAUCCCGGCACUAAAGCUAUCCGGAUCGUUGGCGGGUCUAGCUCUCAUCAGUCCAUGGGUCACGCCGAAGACGACAUCUAACUCAUUCACACGUAAUGGAGGCCGAGACCUUGUGAACGGCCAUGUUUUGAGUCGCUGGGCUUCGUACGCCUUGGGUAGUGCCAGUCUGGAUGAAUACAACGCCCCGGUCACUGCCAAUGCAACAUGGUGGAACGGUAUCAAAAGCGCUGUCAAGAACAUAAUUGUUACGGCAGGCACUGAGGAGGUGCUCUUUGAUGAUAUUCAGACACUGGUCGGCCUGCUAGAGCCUUCCAUGCCAGAUAUGCAGGUUUUGUUUGUGGAGGAGACUCACGACCAGCCUUUGAUGGAUCCUCUGCUCGGAAUGAAGGAAGACUGUGAAUCAUCAGAGGCUGUGAAGUCAUGGAUUGCUUCGAAUUUUGAGUAAUGGCAUUUUUUUUAUUUUUCUUGAUAACAGCUGGAGUGAUAUAAUAUCCACAUUCAGAAGAUUGAAAGACAAAGAAAAUGGAUCUGCAGUGUGAUUUGUGUC